AAGGCUGCGUUUCUCCCGGAACGUCAGGAGUUCGGCCCUGAGCGUGAGCUGCGGUAGCGAAGACUGAGUGCAAGCUGAUGCUGAGUGGACAGCUGGUUGGAAGCCUGCUCUCCAUGGCUGGCCGCGUCUGUGUGUCCCGGGGCAGCGCCAGAUCAGGGGCCAUCGGUCCCGUCGAGGCCGCCAUUCGCACAAAGUUGGAGCAGGCGCUGAACCCCGAGGUCCUGGAGCUGCGUAAUGAGAGCGGCGGCCACGCGGUCCCACCAGGCAGUGAAACCCAUUUCCGCGUGGCCGUGGUGAGCUCUCGCUUCGAGGGACUGAGCCCCCUGCAACGGCAUCGGCUGGUCCACGCGGCGCUGUCAGAAGAGCUGGCUGGGCCGGUCCACGCCCUGGCCAUACAAGCGCGGACCCCCGCCCAGUGGAGGGAGAACCCUCAACUGGACACGAGCCCCCCUUGCCUGGGCGGGAGCAAGAAAACUCGAGGAACUCCUUGAACCCUGAGACAGAGGGAGGACCGGGAUCCAAACGGGUUGGACAGGAAGAAGCAGGAGACGCAGGACAUCACGCUGGAGCCAGCUAGAGCCGGGGAAGGAGAAAGCAGCAUGAGCCUGGCCACAGCCCACACUGUCCUGUCGACCAGCGUUGAGCGCAGCCCAGGAUGAGACUCUCUUUUUGCCAAGGUACCCAAAAGAAAGGCUUUCUACUCAUCCCCAACCUCCCUUAUAAUUGUCUUAUUAACAAUUCAGUACCAACCAUUUCUUCAGUUCAGGCUAUGGGCCAAGCAACUUGAUGGUUUACACACACUGCUAACAAGUCAACCUCAUGAGACAGGUACUGUCAUCACCGCCAUGUCACAGAUGAGACAGCUGGGCUCACAGAGGUAAAGUGACUUGCCCAAGGUAGGCGGUGGAGCUGAGAUUCAAAACCGAUGACCUCAAAGCCUGUGCCCUGAACUUGCUAUUCUGCCUACCUCCUACCCCCAGAAGAGCUCCCCCCCAGACCCCUCCCUGUCCUGCAGCCACCCGCAAGCAGAAGAUGUGAGAGACAGAACCUUCCGUCUUAGUUUCUGGCUAAGCUUUCCACAGACUAAGCUGAGAAGCCCAGUGACAACCUUUCCCUUCCCCCAGCCCCCUAAACAGUUCCGACACACCAC
This is a messenger RNA of Kogia breviceps (pygmy sperm whale), 1150 nucleotides long. The record is from RefSeq and is a predicted model, not a curated record. Lineage: Eukaryota; Metazoa; Chordata; Mammalia; Artiodactyla; Physeteridae.